GUUCUGCUAUCGUUUUAAGGAAACAGCGACCGAGUAGCGGUACUACUCUAGAAUAAGAAAUUGUUUACGGGUUGCUGACAUAAAACGAAAGAGUAUACAAGCUUGUUGUGUUUUGUAGAUAAAAUACAUUAAUCACAAUAUGAAAGUAAAUAUAUCCAUUGUUUCUCUUGCAAUACUUAUUUUGGUUGAGACAACGUGGUGUACCCGUUAUCAUGACAAGCUGGAGGAUGAAGAAGAUAAUUCAAAGAAUUUUAUAAAUAAUGAUUUUGCUCACAUUAUCAGUGAUAUCUAUGAUAAUCUAGGACUUAAAAGUAUUUUUACAGAAAUUAGCACUCGCUUAAAGAUAACAAUUAUUGAAGCACGAAGAUAUACUCGUGAAGAAUUUGACACUGAUUGGAAGCAAUUGCGUGACAACCCAGGGUUACGUAAUUUCAUCCAUUUUGUUCGUAAAGUAACUUGGCCUGCUGUUGUGUUACCAUGCAUCAAAAUUAUUGACACCACAGGAACGGCGCAACUGUUUUUCCUGAAGUUUCUGAAGAAAAAAUGUGAUAUAUACAUUGGUAAAAAUGCACUGUUACAUCCAUGGAAUAUGUUGAUGGAACAAAACCAACAACAACUCUCAAUGGUUGUAUUCGCAUACUUCAUAGCACUAUCAUUUGUGUUCCUGAAAAUUCUCAGUUGGUGGAACUUUAUGGUAUAUCUUGCGUGUGUGUUUUUGGCAUAUUCUUUUGGAGGACAGUACCUUGUCUUUAAAUGGCUUCUUACAGUCACUGGUGUGAUUUGGUUUUUUAUCGACCUGUUGCUGAAAUAUCCUUUACAAGUUGCCAUCUUGAUUAUUGUCGUAUUUAUUUUAAGUUACGUCAAAGGUUUUUUUCUCUUACCGUUCAUUAAUAAUACAGUACCUUCACCGAAGAGAAACUCAAGAGAGAGAACGCAUAUUGGUAGAGAAAGCAGCACGGAUAAACAACACAUACAACGAGAUUUCCACGUGCUCACUUCGCGACUGGAUGGAAUGGAAAGAAAAACCGAUGAUCUUGCUGAUAAACUCGAAGAGUUAACGAAGGCGAUGGACAGAUUAAUGUCGGAUAAUGAAGGAGACUUUUGAUAUUUGAUACACAUGAAGAUGUGUGAGAUUUUAGCAUAAACUGCGUCAAUAUAGUGGUUGCUUCAUGACAACUGGGAAGGAGAUUAAAACAUUCCCUUUUAAGUUGUUUGGUUUUCUCUUUUUUGUUUUGCUUUUUUUUUCUGUUGUUGUUUUUUUAUUAUUUUAUAUAUAUACAUAUAAACAGAAACUGGUGAAGCUGAUGGGCUUCCAAUUGAACCAUUAAAAAAUAUAGAACAAAUUUAAAAUUUAUUAUCUAAAUAUGACUUAGCUUGCAAACUUUUAAUGUUAAAAAAACAGUCUAGGAAUUACUAGGAAAGACCUGUUUUCUGGCGGAGCAGUUUCGGUUAAUUUUUCAUCCAAGCCCUCUCAUAUCGACUUUUAUGAGCGACCUCCCUCAAAUCUUCUGAUAAGUCCCACUUGUUAAAUAUGCCGGAGGUUUUAUAUAGGGGAAGCGUGCUUCGGGUUAGGUUUUCUUUAAUCUUCGAAAAUUAGACGCUAGAAAUUAUCGGGUUUCGGCGCGAUCAUUUUGGAGAAGAUGGCGAAAAUUUAUUACCUGCGGAGAUUCGCAAAAGUAGAUUUUUUAUUUUUUUUGGUUUUUGUCUUUUUCCCCAUACCCCCUUUUGGUAUUUUGACACCUAGCUCUUCACGUUUUAAUGACUUUUUAUUGUUUUUUUGACGAUAAAAAGCGAGUGCAACUAAUUUGAAUGUUCCGAACGUAAUCACAUUUCACCUGUUUGAACAAUUUGACGACGAGAAGAAUCGUACUUUUUGCUAUAACUAAUUCUUAUGAUAGAAAAUAUAAAAUUAGGUCA
Molecule: messenger RNA, 1917 nt
Organism: Hydractinia symbiolongicarpus
Lineage: Eukaryota; Metazoa; Cnidaria; Hydrozoa; Anthoathecata; Hydractiniidae
Exons: 5
Coding region: 140-1105 (321 amino acids)
Source: RefSeq, a predicted model, not a curated record